CUUUGUGCAUUCAUCGACACUCAACGACGAGGUCAUCGUUCUCGGCAGCAAGGACAGCAUGGGGACAGAGAGUCGACAGCAGUCAUGAUCUGACAGCUUUAGCCAUCUUUCAUGACCCCAAAUAUGGCAGAGGACGAGCCCCAGGUUGUCCACCUGGACCCGUUCAACUUACCCCCAGCAACACCCGCAGGCAACGUCUACCCGAAUCUGAUCGACUCGACGCAGCAUGCAAGGAACAACUUUCAGCCCCGCAAACGUGUAUGGACGAGGACAAUCUCUGCUCAAGAGAAUGAAGCGUGUCUGAAGAGGACUCUACAAAAGUACUGGGGAUAUGAUUCUUUCCGUGGACCUCAACUUGACAUCUGCUUGAGCGUCAUGGCCGGAUGUGAUGUAUUGGUUGUGGCUCCCACUGGUAUCGGCAAAUCGGUUUGCUUCCAGGUUCCCGCCGUGACGGUCGAAUAUGGCAUCACUAUCGUCGUAUCUCCCCUCUUAGCUCUGAUGAAGGAUCAGGUCGCCGGUCUCAACGAGAAGGGAAUCAAGGCAGCCAUGCUGUAUGAAAAGACAGAUGAAGCGACAAAGAAAUACGUCGGAAAGCAGCUGUCCAUGGGUCAUCCUGAGCUCCGUCUGCUCUACGUUACGCCAGAAACACUAUUCACCUCCCGAUGUGGAGGCUACCUGAGAGCAGCGUAUAAGCAGAGACAACUCGCUCGUCUGGUCAUCGACGAGGCUCACGUCAUCGAGGAAUGGGGUUUGACGUUUCGAUCUGCAUACCGCGACCUUGGGAAAUUCAGGGAAGAAUUUAGAGACAUACCUGUGACUGCCGUUACCGCUUCGGCGACAGAAGACGUCCGCGAGGACAUCGUUGACAUUCUCAAGAUCAACAGAGGCGAUCUGGCUCAAUGGGUCCAGCCGUUCAAUCGGAAGAAUCUAUUUUACGAGGUCCGGUACUACAAUGAUGAGCAACGCAAGUACAAAGUCGACAACCUGGCUCAAUUCAUCAAGACAUUCUCAGUGAAGAUUGCAGACCGAAACGAGAAAAAUGACAUUGAUUACAAAUGCAUCUCUGGAUUGGUGUACUGCAGGGCGCGAAUGGCCUGUCAAGAUAUCGCCAGCAGCUUGCGGGAUCGCGGCAUUAACGCUAGAGCUUAUCAUGCGCAGCUGAAAGAGGCAGAGCGUGACGACGUGCUGGAGCAGUGGAAAGCAGGCAACAUUGACUGCAUAGUCGCGACGAUUGCCUUCGGUAUGGGUGUCGAUGCCCCACACGUGAGAUAUGUCGUACACUACGAUAUGCCAAAAUCCUUCGAAGGAUACUAUCAGGAAACGGGUAGAGCUGGGCGAGAUGGACACGUGUCGCGAUGCGUCCUGUACUACUCCCGCGAAGAUGCAGCAAACCUGCGCGGACUCAUCGAAAAGGAAGCCAAAAAGGAAGAGGACAAGCGUCGAUCGAAAAAGACUGCGGAUGCUGCUGUCGUCGUCGAUGAGGCCGAACUGGGUCGCGCUAAGAUACGCUGCGUGAACAGCUUCAAAUUGAUGCAACAAUACGCUGAAGCAUUCAAGACAUGCCGACACGUCGCCAUCUGUCGUUACUUUGGCGAGCAAAUCAACGACGCCGAUCCUGAAGUUAAAAAAGCAUACUGUGACAAGAUGUGCGAUGUAUGCUGCAAGCCUGGCGCUGUCAUGCGACGUGCCAUUCAAGUUACAGAUGAUGUCCCUAUCGCCUCGCAAGUCGUCCUUGCCCCUCGACGAGUCAUAUCGCAGGCAUCGAUCCCAUCCACGAACCAAUCCAGCACCAUCCACAAGCUGCAUCUGUCCGAUGCUCCACCUUUGUCUGACUCCAGUCGGAUUGGGCUCGGUGAAGGACCGUCUUCCGAAGGUCCCGACUUCCUGAGCUCUUCACCCCCAAGUAAUCGCCAUCACCCUCUUAGACGGCGAGCCAUCGGUCUCGCGCCUGUCGCAUCUGGGCGGUCGGUGGUUGUCCCACCGUCUACAUCGGUGAUGAGUAGGCACGAUUCUGCAUCCACGACCAUAGCCACCGACUUCGACAAGCAAGAGGCAACUGGGCCUUCGCCAGCUCGAAAGAAGCGACGUCAGGGUAAUGCUUGUGCGAGUGCUUCUGAGGAUCCGCCCCUUGCUCCGAUUGCUCGACACCAUACGUCCAUCUUCGGACGCAAUGCCUCUGCCGGUCCGUCUCGGCUGAGAGCGGCGGAUGAAAAGACCCGCACAGUGUCGGCAUUCGACGAAUCUCCUUUGAAUGCAGGGCCGGCGCAGAAGGAAUCGAUAACUCCUGCAGAGGCUCAGAGGAAAGAGAAGGAAAAGGCCAAAUUCAUGGCGGUGAGACCGAUAUCCCCUGCCACCCUCGGCGGAGGACCCUUUUCCUACUACGGUAAUGGCCGGUCGACACAGACCCAGCUGCGUGUCAAUGGAUCCUCAGCAUCAGGGAUCAAUCGGCCUUUCCGGUCGCCUCUGAUGCCCGAUCCUGUACCCAAAGUCAUUGACCGGAUCAGCGACGAAAAUCGAGCGGCUCUCCUUGUCGACGCUCAGAGACGACAUGGUCUGAAAAUGAUCACUGUCCUGGAGAAAGUCUUCAAAGAUGACGAGAUUGGAGAUGAGGUCUGGCGGUGUUGGGGCCGGACAGAGGCGGGUAAGAAGAAGUCGAGGCGGAUCAAGGCGAUAGCUCAAUCAUUGAUCGAGGGUGAGUCCUAGACACGCGAUCUUGGAUCAUGGCCUGACGCCGCCUUUUUCAGAGUUGCAUAGUCGCUCGUCAAGUGAAAAGGAUCUAGGUGAGUUUAGGGAAUCCUCACAGUGGCCGGGGCUGAU
Molecule: messenger RNA, 2817 nt
Organism: Kockovaella imperatae
Lineage: Eukaryota; Fungi; Basidiomycota; Tremellomycetes; Tremellales; Cuniculitremaceae
Product: P-loop containing nucleoside triphosphate hydrolase protein
Exons: 19
Coding region: 112-2703 (863 amino acids)
Biological process (GO): double-strand break repair via homologous recombination
Cellular component (GO): chromosome; cytoplasm
Molecular function (GO): four-way junction helicase activity; 3'-5' DNA helicase activity; ATP binding
Source: RefSeq, a predicted model, not a curated record